GGUUCCUGUUCCCCAAUAGCUCAGCCUGUUUCCGUGACUACAAUAUAUAGCCAUUGUCCAAGAGACACAUAAACCUCACACCUACACCUCUGCCCGCCCGGAGUCAGCAGGGCCCAGCCAGAAGAUUGAGGGCUUGGAUUCAAAUCCCACAUCUGACCUGACACCCAUGCUUUGCCUCAUGCCUGUUUCAACUUCUGUUCCUUAAAACAAGGAGGGGGGACUGACCCCUCUACCAGCUGGGAAGCAGGCCCUGCCUGGCAGUUCUGGAUAAGGGUAGCCUCCCCUAGAAAGGCUGGGGCUGGUCACCACAGUCCCCAGUCCCCUGACCUCAUUGCUGGCCCAGGGCUCCAAUCAGAAGGCUGAGAUAAGCAGAAGGCCCAUGGCCACCUGGGGCCCAGGGUGAGUGAACCUUGCCCCAUGCCUGUCACAGCCACUGCCGUCCUUGACCACACCAUGGGGAGCCCGGUGCAACUCAGCCUGCUCUGUGUUGUCCUGGCCAGCCUCCUGCUCCCUGGGAAAGGUGUGUUUAUUAACCGGGAACGUGCCAACAAUGUCCUGGCGAGGACUCGGAGGGCAAACUCAUUUUUUGAAGAGUUCAAGAAAGGAAAUCUGGAAAGAGAGUGUAUGGAAGAAAUUUGUUCUUAUGAAGAGGUCCGUGAAAUCUUCGAGGACGACGAGAAGACGAAAGAAUACUGGACCAAAUAUAAAGACGGCGACCAGUGUGAAAGCAGCCCUUGCCAGAACCAAGGAGCGUGUCGAGAUGGCAUCGGGGGUUACACGUGCACCUGCUCGGAGGGAUUUGAAGGCAAAAACUGUGAGCUCUUUGUUCGGAAACUCUGCCGCCUAGACAACGGAGACUGUGACCAGUUCUGCAGAGAAGAGCAGAACUCAGUGGUGUGCUCCUGCGCCAGCGGUUACUUCCUGGGUAAUGAUGGCAAGUCUUGCAUCUCCACAGCUCCCUUCCCCUGUGGAAAAAUCACUACAGGACGUAGGAAGAGGUCUGUGGCCCUAAACACCAGCGACAGUGAGCUUGACCUUGAAGACGCCCUGCUUGAUGAGGAUUUCCUGUCCCCUACGGAGAAUCCUAUUGAACUGCUCAACCUCAACGAGACACAGCCUGAGAGGAGCAGCGAUGACCUUGUUCGGAUUGUGGGUGGCCGGGAAUGCAAGGAUGGAGAAUGUCCCUGGCAGGCUCUGCUCAUUAACGAAGACAAUGAAGGGUUCUGUGGGGGCACCAUCUUGAAUGAGUUCUACAUCCUCACUGCUGCCCACUGUCUCCAUCAGGCCAGGCGAUUCAAGGUGAGGGUAGGUGAUCGGAACACAGAGAAGGAAGAAGGCAACGAGAUGGUGCACGAGGUGGACGUGGUCAUUAAGCACAACAAGUUUCAGAGGGACACCUACGACUAUGAUAUCGCCGUGCUGAGGCUGAAGACUCCCAUCACGUUCCGGAUGAACGUGGCCCCUGCCUGCCUGCCUCAGAAAGACUGGGCCGAGUCCACACUGAUGACACAGAAGACGGGCAUCGUGAGCGGGUUUGGACGCACGCAUGAGAAGGGCCGCCAGUCGAACAUCCUGAAGAUGCUGGAGGUACCCUACGUGGAUCGCAACACCUGCAAGCUCUCCACCAGCUUCAGCAUCACACAGAAUAUGUUCUGUGCGGGCUAUGAGGCCAAGUUAGAGGAUGCCUGCCAGGGGGACAGUGGUGGCCCCCAUGUCACACGGUUCAAAAAUACCUACUAUGUGACCGGCAUUGUCAGCUGGGGAGAGGGGUGUGCAAGGAAAGGGAAAUAUGGCAUCUACACAAAGGUCACGACCUUCCUCAAGUGGAUUGACAGGUCCAUGAAAGCCAGGGUGGGACCCACAGCCGAGACCCCAAGGACAGCAGGUCCGCCCAAUUAAAGCAGUCCUUCUCCAGUCCUGCUGGGUCACAUCUGGUGUUGUUUAAUGUUGCCACCUUAAACAGGAAUGUUCUUGGGGCAGCUGCCCCACCUGUGGUGGGGUCUUUUCCCUCAGUCUUAUUUCCCUUGACUUCAUGGUAUACGAAACGGGCUGCAGCCGGGCAGUGGUGGCACACACCUUUAAUCUCAGCACUCAGGAGGCAGAGACAGGCAGAUUUCUGAAUUUGAGGCCAGACUGGUCUACAGAGUGAGUUCCAGGACAGCCAGGGCUACACAGAGAAACCCUGUCUCAAAAAAUGAAUGAACGAACAAACGAACGAACAAACAAAUGAACGAAAGAAAGAAAGAAAGAAAGAAAGAAAGAAAGAAAGAAAGGAAGGAAGGAAGGAAGGAAGGAAGGAAGAAAGAAAGAAAGAAAGAAGCUGCAAGUGAGCAAAGGUCUCUCUUCCUGAACCAGACUAGAAGACACUCAGGGAGUCGCUGGCUCUAGGGGGUUCGGUGUCUGCUCACACUUGGAUGGAGCCCAUAGACAUAGCAUAUGGUUCUGAUUUUCAGUAUGUGUGUGUGCGCGCGUGCACACACACACACACAUACACACAGACACAGGGACUUCAGCCCCUGUUUUAGGUUGAGAGGCCUAGACUCUGCUACUCCUUAGCCUGGCCAGAGAACCCUCACUGUCCUCUGGGAACUAGGCAACAUGGAAUUACUGGUUCCGUGACAUCCACUGAAAGUAAAGACUCCUGGGAAGAGAGGCUAAGGUCUUUGUCUAAAUAAAGGAACCUUUUACCCGGA
This is a messenger RNA of Mus musculus (house mouse), 2693 nucleotides long. RefSeq names its product coagulation factor X (gene F10). Gene Ontology annotation, molecular function: serine-type endopeptidase activity; calcium ion binding. Gene Ontology annotation, cellular component: extracellular region. The record is from RefSeq and is marked reviewed. The transcript is spliced from 9 exons. Gene Ontology annotation, biological process: blood coagulation; regulation of body fluid levels; proteolysis. Bases 418 to 1899 code for a protein of 493 amino acids. Lineage: Eukaryota; Metazoa; Chordata; Mammalia; Rodentia; Muridae.